Molecule: messenger RNA, 2444 nt
Organism: Pseudopipra pipra
Lineage: Eukaryota; Metazoa; Chordata; Aves; Passeriformes; Pipridae
Product: ankyrin repeat domain-containing protein 26-like
Exons: 14
Coding region: 120-2444 (774 amino acids)
Molecular function (GO): protein binding
Source: RefSeq, a predicted model, not a curated record
CCCCUUUGUCACCCUCCCCCUAAACCUCCCCCUCGUCCCAAUUCCUCAUCCCUACUUGGCUCCCGGCAGCCCGCCGGGGGCUUCUUGCACUCCUGCUGCUGGGAGCUCCAAGCAGGGCCAUGCCGUGGCUUCUGAGCAAGGAGCGGCGGCAGUCGCCCUCCAGCAGCAGCAGUGGGCAGCCCUGGGCUGCCACCAGCUCCAGCAGCGCCUCCCAGCUCCGGGAGCAGGGGCUGGGCAGGCUGCACCGCGCGGCCGCCUGCGGUGACCUGGGCUGGCUGAGGCGGUGGCGCUGGUACAUCAAGGUAGUCGGCAUCGACAGGCGAGACCAGGAGAUGCGGACACCUCUGCAUCUGGCUUCGGCCAAUGGCCAUGCAGAUGUCGUGAGAUAUCUGCUAAGAAAGAACAGCCAGCCCAACCUUGCUGACAGCUUCAAGAGAACGGCCCUGAUGAAGGCAGUCCAGCAGGAGCAGGAAGAAUGUGUUGCUGUUCUGCUGGAACACGGUGCCGACCCCAAUCUGGCAGACGCGGACGGCAACACUGCCCUUCACCUGGCUGUCCUCUCUAAAAAUACAGCUGUAGCAGGGCUGUUACUGGAGCAUCAUGCCAAGAAUGAUGCUCAGAACCAGUGGGGAUUUACCCCCUUGAAACUUGCAGCCUUGCAACAGCAUGAGGAGAUUGUGGAGUGCCUUGUGAGCAAAGCAGCUGACAGGCACGCUCAAGGCCAGGGGGAAAGGACUGCUCUUGUGGUUCCUGGAAGCCAUGAGGCUCACCUGGAGGAAGAUAAUCUGCGCUUCCAGGAGGAGUUGGACAGGGCUGACGCGGAGCUGCGGGAGGAGGAAGAAAAGCAUCUUCAGUCUGAGCAUCGCGUUUGUGACUUGAAGACUGCCUUGGAUGACAAGGGAAGAGAAGCAAUAACAUCUUCCCAGAAACUGCAGGACCUCCCGUUGGCAUCUUGCGAGACUAACAUGACUGUAAAACAACUGGAAGAAGAGGCGCAAGACUUUGCAAGUGAAAAGAGCAGAUUGGAAGGCACUGUCCAGCAGCCAAGCGAUGGCGUUGAAGCCCUUCCGAGAGCCCUGCAAGCCUCUGCCUCAGGUGGUGAACUUUCCCAGCAGCUGGACAUGGAGCCUAGAAGAGGCAUGCCGCUCGAGGCUCAAAAGCAGGCUUUGCAAGGAGAGCUGUCCAGUCUGCGUGGGAAGUGUGAAAACCUGGAGAAGAGCAAAUGUCAGCUGCAAGAAGAGGUGGCAGAACUCGCUCAUCAUUUGGAGACUUUGGUGCUGGAUGGCAGCCAAAGAGAAGAAUGUAGAAGAGACGUGGAGGAACGAGCUGACCAGGAAAGAAGUCAAAAGCUACAAGACGUCAGCCUCGUUUUGCAAGCACAGGCCCGAUUAGGACAAAUCAGAGACAGUCAUUGUGAUUCCGUGAGAAUCCAGUUGGAAGACAGAAUUAGAGGCCUCGAAAGUGAAUUGGACAGGGUAAAAAGAACCCAACAAGAGAGUGCUUCUCGUAAAGAAGCAACGCAGGCAGAAAUGACGAUGUACAAAGACCUGUAUCUGGAGGAAGUGAAAACCAGAAGAUGCCUAGCCAAGAAAGUGGAAAGGUUGGAAAAGCUUCUGAGGCUAGAGAGGAGGAAAGUCAGGCUUAAUGAAGAGAAAGAAAGCCAGCCCCAGCUGGAGGAAAUGAAGAAGAGUUAUUCUGAAAAGGUCAAGGAAGUUGACAGAUUACGAAGAGAGGUUGCUGAACUUUCCCAGCAGCUGGACAGGGAAUGUCAAAAGUGCACGCAGCUGGAAGCCAAAAAUCAAGAUUUGCAAGACGAACUGUCUACCCUGCGUGGGAAGUGCGAGAACCUGGAGAUGGACAAAUGCCAGCUGCAAGAAGAGCUGGCAAAACUCCGGCAUCAUUUGGAGACUGACUUGGUGGAUCGCAGCCAACUCGAACAAUGGAAAAAAGAGGUGGAAGAGCAAGCCGACCGGGAACUCAGACAAAAACUCCAGGAAGUCAAUGAGUUUUUGCAAGCACAGGCAGCCCACCAGGACACAUUAGAAAAAAUCCGAAGCAGUCAUCUGGACUCCCUGAAAAACCAGUUAGAAGAGAGAAUUAGAGAUCUUGACCGUGCACUGGGAAGGAUAAGAAGCAACCAAGCAGAAAGACCUUUUCAAAAAGAAUCCACCCAGGCAGAAGUGGAAAAGUAUAAAGAACUGUAUGUGGUGGAAGCAAAAAGCAGAAAAAGCCUAGCCAAGAGACUGGAAAGAGCUAAUGAGAGACUUGCAGAGGCCAACACCAAGCUCUUUUUGGAGCGCCACAGAAGCAGAUCUGCAGUCCCAAGCAGCGCCGUCAUCGGACACCUGGCUGCAAAUCCACUUCUGGAUUCAGCUGGCCUGGGACGUCUUGGCACCGCAAUGCUGCAAGCUCUGCAAUACCGCUGGUCCGAGUAUGCCCUGUAG